Messenger RNA from Cylas formicarius (sweet potato weevil), 629 nucleotides. RefSeq names its product selenoprotein F. NCBI's taxonomy places the organism in Eukaryota, Metazoa, Arthropoda, Insecta, Coleoptera, Brentidae. The record is from RefSeq and is a predicted model, not a curated record. Bases 138 to 629 code for a protein of 163 amino acids. Gene Ontology annotation, cellular component: endoplasmic reticulum lumen. The transcript has 3 exons. Gene Ontology annotation, molecular function: oxidoreductase activity.
AAGAAGAAAGGCGACCUAACCUCAAAUCUUUCAUUGCUUAACAAGCAGCCACAAGUAUUCAAGUGGUUCCAGUAUCAAGAUUUGGCAAUAUCGAGUUUAAUUCCAAAUGUAAAGUUUUGAGGUAUAAAUUAAAAAACAUGAGGAACGUUUUGCUAUUCAUUUCUGCGUUAUAUUUAACAUUGGGUUUGUGCGCAUCGGAGUUCUCCGCGGAGGAUUGUUGGUCUUUAGGAUUCAAUAAGGCCAAUUUGCUAUGUUUAUCUUGCGAUCAGUUGCGAAAUUUUAAUUUAGAAGUUAUUGAAGAUCAUUGUAAAGAGUGCUGCCAUGCGGAAGAGUCUAGCACGAACAUAAAAAAGUACGCCAAAGCUGUAUUGGAAGUGUGCACCUGUAAGUUUGGUGCAUAUCCACAAAUUCAGGCGUUCAUAAAGAGUGAUCGCCCAGCAAAGUUUGCCAAUCUUCAAAUUCGAUAUGUUAGAGGGUUAGACCCAAUCAUCAAACUCUACGAUAAGGAUGGUCAUCUACAGGAAAGUGUGGCUAUUGAAAAAUGGAAUACAGAUUCGGUUGAUGAAUUUUUGAACACCCAUCUGGAUAAGGAUGAGGAAGACGAUUAUUUACAAACUAAUAGAAUUUAA